CGACCGCUGAGGGCGGCGCGGAAGCGGCACCCAGGCAUGGCUGAGCCCCUCCGCAGGACACUUUCCAAGUUGCGGGGCAGAAGGUCCCAGCGAGGGACGGCGGCGGGCGCCGGGCACCGCCACGGCGGGGGCUGCGCCCCGCAGGAUUUAAUAGAAAAUGUUUACAUAGCUUCGAGGAGCAGGAAGGAGCCCAGGUCCCCCCAGGGCAGCGAGGUCCCUGAGCACAGGCUGCAGGUGAACAGCAUCACCGUUUCCAAGAAGCGCAGCUGGCUGCAGCAGAGCACGCACCGGCCUCCUCCUCUGGAAGAAAACGUCUGUAAGGAAGCACAUGGGGCUGUUAUUCUGGCACCCAAAUCUCCCACCCCACUGCCUGACCCCUCAAUGUCACGGGCUCUUUCCACAUCACCAGUGGGGAGGGACUGUUCUGUGAGAAGCCAAGUGCCCACUGGUGUCCUGCCAGGCCCCACCAGCCCUGCCGCCCCGAGGAGCGUGGCUCCAGACUUCGGUGAGGAGAACGAUGCGGAUGAUGAAGGAGAAAUUUGGUACAACCCCAUUCCUGAAGAUGAUGAGCCCGACAUGCCGAGGGUCCACCUUUCUGCUGUGAAUUGCCCCGUUGCUGUGGGCUCCCCAAUGGUGUGGUACAAAGCCCCCUGUGGGGGUGAUGUGGGGCCAGUUGUGGGUCCCCACGAGGGUCCCCCACACUCCAUGGAGUGUGCAGGGGACAGCAGUUGGAUGGCUCAGCCCAGCGAAGCGAGCCAGGCUGAUGCUGUGCAGCACCCACAGAGGUUUUCCUGUAAGGGUUCUAGCAUACCAGCAGGAGAGGACAGUCCUGCCUUGAAGUGCCCUUCAACAGGGUCUAGAGUUGUACUUGCACACAAGGCUGAUAUACCCUCAACAGAGGUUUCUCCUCCAAGUCCCAGUCCUUUGAAAAAAAGUGGAUCAAUCAACUGGCCUUUCCCUGACAGAAUUAAAUCUCCCAGGACUGUGAGGAAGCUUUCCAUGAAAAUGAAAAAGCUGCCAGAGCUGAGCAGGAAACUGAGUGUCAAGGGAACUUCAAACCAUGCUAGUUCAGAUAACCCUCCUUCUCUGCUGAAAGGUAGCUGCCGGGAUACAAGCCAUCCAGUGUCUUUGCCAUCUUCUGGAAACUCAGCCACCACUGCCAGCAGGAAUGUGAUCAGUCGUUACCAUCUUGACAGCAGUGUGUCAUCACAACACACCUACAAAAAGAAAAGCUCAAGGAGCUCCAAAUCCUUCAACAAAGGUGGUUACCUCAGUGAUGGUGACUCUCCUGAACUUAUAACAAAAUCAGGUAAACAUGGGCAUGAAACCAAGUGUGGGAAAGGAAAGGAGAGCCUCCCAAGUAACAGUGGUAAAACCGAAAUAGAUAUUGAUGCUUUCAGACACUAUAACUUUUCUGAUCAACCCAAGUGCUCUCAGUACAUCUCUGGACUCAUGAGCAUCCACUUCUAUGGUGCUGAAGACUUAAAACCACCAAGAGUAGACUCGAAAGAUGUCUUUUGUGCAAUACAGGUUGACCUGGUAAACAAAGCAAGAACAGCCCUGCUCACAUGUAGGACAGCAUUUCUAGAAAUGGACCACACGUUCAACAUAGAAAUUGAAAAUGCUCAGCACUUAAAGCUGGUGGUGUUCAGCUGGGAACCCACCCCACGGAAAAAUCGGGUGUGUUGUCAUGGGACCGUGGCUCUUCCCACACUCUUCAGAGUGACAAAGACACAUCAGCUGGCUGUUAAGAUGGAACCCAGGGGUCUGAUUUACGUCAAGCUGUCACUCAUGGAGCAGUGGGAGAACUCUCUGGAUGGUCUUGAUGCACAUCGGGAGCCUGUGGUGUUCGGGGUAGAAGCUCGGAAAGUUGUAGAGAAGGAAAAUGCAGGCUUGAACGUGCCACUUCUGAUGCAGAAAUGCAUUCUGGAGAUUGAAAAGAGAGGCUGUCAGGUGGUAGGACUGUACCGGCUGUGUGGCUCAGCAGCGGUUAAGAAAGAGCUUCGAGAGGCAUUUGAGAGGGACAGCAAGGCUGUUACUCUCUGUGAAAGCCAGUAUCCAGAUAUUAAUGUCAUAACAGGUGUCCUAAAGGACUAUCUGCGAGAGCUCCCCUCACCCCUGAUAACCAAGCAGCUCUAUGAAGCAGUGUUGGAUGCCAUGGUGAAAAAUCCCUUGAAAAUGACAGCAAGUGGUUGUGACAAUGACCCAAGUGACUCUGAGCACACAGCAGCCCUUCUGGAUUGCCUGCCAGACGUUGAGAAGGCUACUCUGAAGAUGCUGUUGGAUCACCUGAAACUGGUGGCUUCUUACCAUGAAGUAAAUAAGAUGACAUGCCAGAAUUUAGCUGUAUGUUUUGGGCCUGUAUUACUGAGCCAGAGGCAGGAAACCACCAACCAUAACAACAGAGUUUUCACAGACUCAGAAGAGCUUGCUAGUGCCCUGGAUUUCAAAAAACACAUAGAGGUUCUUCACUAUUUACUCCAGCUGUGGCCAGUACGUCACUCACCUGCCAGAGAACCAGCACUUCUGAAUGCAUUUCCCGAGCAUCCAUCCUCUCUGAAUUACCUGAGACCCAAGAGGCAGAGACCUCAGAUGUUGAACCUGAGCGGGACUGAGAUGUCUGGGGUGCUCAGACCAAGGCCAGCAGGGCUGGACAGCCCAUCGAGCAACCGGUAUGCUGGAGACUGGAGUAGUUGUGGGGAGAACUACUUCUUAAACCCAAAAGACUGCUUGGGUGAAGCAGACUACGAUGAUGUCCCUUCAGAAGACACAGAGAGUGGGGAUGAGAGCAGCAAGGCUGAGGAGGUGGAUGCCCCGGGGAGCUGCCCGCAGCCCAUCCCCCAGGGACACCCCUUCCAGAGAUAUUUGACAAUGCAAGCAAUAGACUCUGGGGUGGAUCACAGAGCGAACCUCAAAGACCUGCAGGAAAGCAUUGAUACUUUGAUAGGAAACCUGGAAAGGGAACUCAACAAAAACAAGCUAAAUAUGAGCUGUUAAAUCCUGUCCUGCGUGGCACUGCCUCCUAGUGCCUCUGUGCCCCUCUCUGGGCUUCCCACAGCCCUGUGAAGAGUGAUGGUGUCCUUGAAUGCCUUGUGGUAAGGCCACGGCCUGCCUUGUGUUACCAAAUUUUAAUUCAUUCCGUUACAUUUCUGCCUUUUUGUUAGAAGAAGAAGGUGUUGACCUGAUUCUGGUGUUGGAGACAACCUUAGAGACUGUGAGGUAAUUCCACAUAGUGGCAUUUCUCCCUAAAAAUUCUAUGCACUUCGGUGGUCUGGACAACACCUGGCAGGAGAUAAAGCAACAUCUCUGCUCUUGGCAGCAGCAUUACUUCUCAUUCCUGAACCCCCAGCUCUGGUACGGAUGUUCCUUUCAGAAGAGGAUGAAUGCUGCUUGGCCUGAGUUUUGCAGCAUGGACUUUAGAUAGACUUGUUCUAUUAUAUAUGCAAUGGCUGCUAUGAAAAUGCUUUUUAUAUAUAUAAUAUUUAUAUAUAAAGUUUUAAAUGUACAAAUAUUAAUGUAUUCCUGUAUUAACACUUUUCAAUAAUUAUUUAAACAAGCAAGAAUUAAAUAUUUUUCUAACCUGGUUUGUACAUACCUAUGUUUAAAUGUGCAUGUGUAGCCACCUUGGGAAAGAAGAGGUCACUCAAAAUUACGAAACAUCCCCAUUUCUAGGAAGAUGUGUUCAGUGAUGCCAGGAUGAAGUUACUUCUUGGGUAACACAGCAUUUGAUUUAUGCACAGGAACAUGGCCAGAGAGAAGGCAGGGUGAAUGAUUAAUAUAAAUGACCUUGUGUGUUGCAGAGGUGUUGGUUUGCAGGUGUUGACUAUUAACUCUCACACACACACUCAACACACUUUCUCUAUUUUUUAAUUCUUUUGUUUGGUUGGUUUGGUUUUUUUCCUCCAUGUUUUUUCAUACACAGAGAAGGUCUGGAAGGUAUUUAGUUUUCAAAAAAGAGUCCUGGUUUGUCCUUGCAACCUCUUACUUUAUUUUUGGUGUUUCAGUACUACUUUUUUCCCUCUAGAGUUUCAUGUAUUUUUGUUGAGGUACUCUUGUCUGCUGGCUGUUAGCUGUGCUUGAGUCCUGUCUGAAGGGCUGUGGCUCUGGAGAUGCAAGACUUAAGUUCUACACAAAGGCAGUUACUUUUGCUUGAGUCUUUUUUUUUUUUUUUUCUUAAAUUAAUCUCCCCAAAACAGAAACCUGGGUUCUUAGAUGAGGUUGAAUAGGUUGAGUGAUGUUACUCGUGGAGAAUUUUGGGUGGGAUUCCAGAUUGCACUGGGACCUUAUUAGAUUCAACUGUCACCAUCUUCUCAGGUCAUUUUUUAUCUUUAGUCAUUUAGGAGCAAUUAAAGAUUCAUGCUAAGGAAACACAAUUUCAGUCCUUCUAACCAAAAGGAGCUAUAGUGUCAUUCCUUGUCUUUCAUAGGUCAGCCCCUGUGAGGAAGGGGGAAAUUUGGGCAGGUGGGGGCAAGUGGGUUUUGUGUUUUGAGAGGUCAAACUCUUGAGUCCUCAGAUGGUAAGAUAGAGUUUAAUGCUCUGUACCUUUUUGGUACAAUGUUGGCAUCCUGCCAUGGCUUUCCAUUCACCCUGUGGUAAGUGCUGUUCUGCUAACCUGUACUUACUUAUAUUGCUUAAUUGAGUUAUUUAUUUUAUGGUAGCAAGGAAUUAAGAGUUGCUAUGGCAAACUUCACACCCCUCUUUUCUAAGGAAUUAUUUUAGCACGGUUUCAAAUGGAUUAUUCAGUCUCAUUAAUUUAUUUUUUAUAAGUGUUAACAGAUGCAAAACAAUUAUUGCAAUAUGAUAAUGUAUGAAAAUGUAAAUUUAAUCUGAAACAUUUAUCAAUAAAUCGAUGUAUUUUUUUAAACUUUUAUACCUACAGAAUGUGCAUACUUUUUAAACUAUAAAUUUAAAUUCUAAAUAAAAUUUGAAUUAAGAACAAAAUUUGACUAAGCCUAGCUAGUGAUUAUUUAAACCUGUCCAGGGCGCUGCAAUACAUUUGUCCUGACUGCACGUGUGAAUUAAUUCUGUGAAUUAAAAGUUUCUCAGAUGUUUUGUUCUGUUGCCUUUUCUAGAUAGACCCAGCACUUCAAUAAUGUAAUUAAAAACCUAACAAGCUCAAAAUAAAUACUACCCAAUUAAAUCCAAACAGUAUUCUAGGAAAGCUGUCAAACCACUGUUGUAGCAGCAUUUCCUUUAUUGCAGAAUGCUGAUGCUUUUGAAUAUAGCGUGGUGUCUGCACUGGGUGUGUAGAUGUAUUCACAGUAGUUGAAAGAUGUUUGCAUAUAAAGUUAUUUGAUAAAUGGUAUAUAAAGAUUUCAUUGUUCAUCAUGAUGUGAAUAAUGUAAAUGAACACCUUGUGAAUCAGUGUAGGCUGUUCCUACAGGAAGGUUCUAUAACUCAAUGCAGCAAUGCACUGCUCUGUCAGCUCUUAAUAUUUUAACCUUACAACAGAG
This is a messenger RNA of Calypte anna (Anna's hummingbird), 5453 nucleotides long. It is a transcript of the gene SYDE2, whose product is annotated as synapse defective Rho GTPase homolog 2. The record is from RefSeq and is a predicted model, not a curated record. Gene Ontology annotation, biological process: signal transduction. The transcript has 7 exons. Bases 37 to 2997 code for a protein of 986 amino acids. Lineage: Eukaryota; Metazoa; Chordata; Aves; Apodiformes; Trochilidae.